Miscanthus lutarioriparius is the source of this 1638-nucleotide messenger RNA. The record is from the annotation of a GenBank genome assembly. Lineage: Eukaryota; Viridiplantae; Streptophyta; Magnoliopsida; Poales; Poaceae.
AUGUCUGUCGCUCUGCCCACCACCCUCGUCGUCGUCGGUCUCCUCGCCCUCCUCAGCGCGUGCCGCUCCGUCGCGACGACGGACACCCUCUCGCCCGGUCAGGUGCUCGCCGGAGACGACACGCUGGUGUCCAACAACAGCAAGUUCACGCUCGGCUUCUUCAAGGCUCCCGACGGCGCCGCCGCCGGCGCGCCCGACAGGUGGUACCUCGGCAUAUGGUUCACAGCGGUCCCCGACCGGACCACGGUCUGGGUGGCCAACGGCGCGAAUCCAAUCAUCGACGCCGACGCCGGAUCACCACAGCUCACGGUCUCCGGCGACGGCGACCUUGCCGUCGUGAACCACGCCACCAAGUCGGUGACUUGGUCCGCCAGAGCUUCGACCACCCGACCGACACGCUGCUCCCGAGCGCCAAGCUCGGCCUCAACAAACCACGGGCGUGAGCACCCGCCUCGUCUCCAGGAGGAGCUCAGCCACGCCGUCCCCGGGCGCUACUGCUUCGAGGUCGAUCCCGGCGCACCCCAACUCGUGCUCAAGCUCUGCGGAGACUCGUCCGUGUCCGUCACCUACUGGGCCACCGGCGCGUGGAACGGCAGGUACUUCGGCAACAUCCCGGAGCUGGCCGGCGACGUGCCCAACUUCCACCUCGCGUUCAUCGACGACGCGAGGGAAGAGUACCUCCAGUUCAACGUGACCACCGAGGCGACGGUGACGCGCAACUUCGUCGACGUCACCGGGCAGAACAGGCACCAGGUGUGGCUCGCCGCGUCCAAGGGCUGGCUGACGCUCUACGCGGGGCCCAAGGCGCAGUGCGACGUGUACGCUGCCUGCGGGCCGUUCACGGUCUGCAGCUACACCGCGGUGCAGCCCUGCAGCUGCAUGAAGGGCUUCUCGGUGAGGUCGCCCAUGGACUGGGAGCAGGGUGACCGGACAGGAGGAUGCGUCAGAGAUGCUCCACUGGAUUGUAGUGCUGGUAACAGCAAUGGCAGUAGUGCACCGUCUUCAACUGAUGGGUUCUUCCCCAUGCCCAGCAUUGGGCUGCCUGCCAACGGGCGUACCUUGCAGAAUGUGAGGAGUUCAGCUGAAUGCUCGACGGCCUGCCUGAACAACUGCUCGUGCACUGCGUAUUCCUAUGGCGGCAGCCAGGGGUGCCUGGUUUGGCAGGAUGGGUUGCUCGACGCAAAACAACCGCAGAGCAACGGCGGUGAUUCUGUUUCUGACGUAGAAACUCUCUAUCUUCGUCUCGCUGCAAGAGAAUUUCAGACAUCAGGAGGAGGCAGGAAACGAGGAGUGAUCGUCGGCGCCGUGGCCGCUGCGAGGGAGCUGGUCAAGGGGCCGGGCGUAGUCAGCGUCAGCAGUCUGCUGGAUGACAAGCUCUGCGGCGAUGCCGAUCUCGUGGAGGUGGAGAGAGCCUGCAAGGUGGCUUGCUGGUGCAUCCAGGACGACGAGGCUGACCGGCCGACCAUGGCGGAAGUGGUUCAGGUGCUGGAGGGCGUCUUGGACUGCGACUUGCCACCGCUGCCGAGGUUGCUGGCGACCAUCUUUGGGAGGCCACACUCGUCAACAGAACACCAGACAACUACCGUUUCAGAUACGUCAACGUCAUCAGGACCAUUUACUAGUGGAUCACAAAAUUAG